Stylonychia lemnae is the source of this 2424-nucleotide messenger RNA. The record is from the annotation of a GenBank genome assembly. Lineage: Eukaryota; Ciliophora; Spirotrichea; Sporadotrichida; Oxytrichidae.
AUGUUAUUACUAAUUGAUUAGGAACUACAUAAACUACAAGUUUCUCAAAAAGAAAAUCAAGCAAUGCUUAGGCAGAUAGAAAAAGCUAAAAAUAACGAGAGUUCAGCCUAUGAGGAGCUGAUGCAAACAAUAGUAGGUGAUAUAUAAAAAGAGUUUUUCACUACUCUGGAGAAAGAUAUUAUCAGAGUGUCUGAUUUUUAUCAUCAACUAGCUAAAAAUAUAAUCAGAGAAGUUAAUAGUAUUCUUAGAAACAAGGAUCAAUGGAAGACUUCACAUGACCAUUACUUGACUGUUAUUAUAGAAAAUUUGACUAAAAUUGGAAAUGAAGUGAUUGAAAUAGGUCACUUCAUUGAGCUCAAUAUGACUGCAAUAAGAAAAAUACUGAAGAAAUUCGAUAAAUAAUUGGAAAAUGUUUCAAUAUCAUAAGGCAGGGAGCUCUCAACUUUCGAGGAGCUUAAGUAACCAUUGCUAGAUGAAUAGGAAGACAGCUUGCCAACCAGUUCUAACAUGAUCCCAGAGGGAUUAGGCAGCUAGCAUUUUCAUAGGAUGAUGAUGAGUAAACUUAAGAUUCUCAAGAAUACGAUAGAUAUAAUGGAGGAAUCAUUAUCCGCUAUUAAAUUCUCAACGAGUUUUGCAGUAGUGAGUCACGAGGCUCAAGUGAUGAUAGAUGCCUAUAAAGAGGCUGAAUCCCUAGAAGGGUUGUAUUAUUCUCUUGGCAAAAAUGGAGAUAGAUAAACUGAUGAUUAUAACGAUGAAUCUAGUGAAGGAAAAAGUUAAAAUGACAGUAGCUUCAAUGUUAGGACAUUGAAUAUGAAUGAGUUGAGAGCUUAAAGAUAAGAAUUAGAAAAGGCGAAAUAGAAUAAACUUAGACCUGGAGGUGAUCAUCUAUCAAUGAAUCUUCUCUAUGCCUAAGCAUUCCUUUACAGUCUUAAUCAUUUUGCAAUAGUACCUUCUAUAUUUGAAUUUGCAAGUGAACUUGGAGCAAGUGCUACUUUUGCUGGAGUACUUUUGGCAAUGACUCCUUUAGCUACUUCAAUUCAUGCAAUUAUUUAAAAUUUCUGGACUAGAAGAAGUUUCAAGCAUCCAAUGAUAUUCGGAUUACUGAUGAUUAUCAUUAGUAAUCUGCUCUAUAUCUAUGCAUAUCACCAUAGAAGGCUUGAUUUACUUAUAAUUUCUAGAUUCAUUUUUGGCUUUGGAGGUUCUAAAGUCGUUCAUAGAAAAUACAUUGCUAACUAUAUAUUGAAGCAGUACUGGACCCAGUAUUAUCAGAGAUUGAUCUUUAUAUCAUUUUUGGGAAUGUGCUUUGGACCUCUAGUUUACCUAGCUCUUGUCUAUUUAAACAUGGAGUAUAAACUUCAGGAGAGAAACUUUGUAUUGCCAAGCUAUCUUGGCUUCUUGCUAUUUUCAGGGUUUUUAAUAGUAAUUAUAUUCUUCUUCAGGCAAAGAAAGUAUACUAUAGAACAGAAACGACCUAAGUUGAAUUCAAAAUAAUUAUUCAGAAAUAAUACAACAUCUAAUUACAGCUUAGAUUCUCAGUAGUCUGUUGAAGAUGAUGAAAAUACAGUUUAACCUAAUGUAGCUAGAAAUGAAAGUGAAGAAAUUGAUUUGAGGCAUUAUAAUGAGAAACUGAGAUAGAUAAGCGAGCUAAGAGGCUUCUGGUCUAGAUAUGGCUCAUACAUCAUUCUACUAAUAUUGAAGUUCAUGCAAAAGGUCACUCAAGAUGCUCUUAUAGUUAUUCUACCAGUGCUUAUUGCGAUUUCAACAAACGCCUAAUUACCUUUGGGAUUUCCAAGUUUGAGCUUUGUCUGCUUGAUUUACUCUGCUAUGGGUAUUAUGGCACUAUUUAUAAACCUAGUCGUAUCCAGAUUAGACCUUCAAUACUAAGAUAGAAGUAUUCUGUUGAUAUCACUAUUCGCUGCAUCUUUCGGAAUAUUCUUUCAAAUUGAUAUAAUUAAUCAAGGCUCUCUUGUUCUUCAUAUGGUCGGCUUCACAAUUACUUUUAUUGGAAUUGAGAUCAUGGAAGUUGCAAUUGCUGCUCUCACAGCUAAAUUUACUCCUCCAAAUCUAUAAAAAGGAUUAAUGAACCCUAGCUUCUUGCUAACUUUUGCUGGAACAAUUGGUCGAACGAUUGGUUGUUUAGCUAUAACACUAGCAGAUAUAGGAAAUGAAGCCUAGCAAUCGUUUGAACAUAUCACAAACUAUACAUUCGCACCAAUGAUUGGAAUAUAUUUGGUUCUGUUUAUUACUACGAACUGUAUCUAUGAGCAACUUAAAAGUGUUUCCUUCCAUUAGUUUCAGCUUUUAGAUAGAAUUAAAAGAUAAGAUUUUUCCACUUCACAGAUUUAAGGGGGUCAAGCAAUUAAUGAUGACUCUCCUAAGUUUGGACUAAAUCAAUGGAACAACGAUAAAUAAAUUAAAUACUGA